Molecule: messenger RNA, 3222 nt
Organism: Plectropomus leopardus (leopard coralgrouper)
Lineage: Eukaryota; Metazoa; Chordata; Actinopteri; Perciformes; Serranidae
Product: serine/threonine-protein kinase Sgk1
Biological process (GO): protein phosphorylation
Molecular function (GO): ATP binding; phosphatidylinositol binding; protein serine/threonine kinase activity
Source: RefSeq, a predicted model, not a curated record
GGUGUGGGCAGUUUGAGAGCGGAGCGCGGACGGUUGAGCUCUGCCGGUGUUUUUAUUUAAAUAGUCGUGACACGAAGACAAUUGAUCAGAGGAUCGUACGGGAAAUAUUGUUUUUUCUUCUGUUUUUUAUUGGAUAUUUUAUAUUUGUAAACAUGGCGGUGACCGAAGCUGGAUGUGACCUAACUUAUUGCAAAAUGAGGGGAAUUGUUGCUGUUCUUACUGCUUUCAUCAAGGAGAGAAAAAUGGGGUUGAAUGACUUCAUCCAGAAGCUGGUGUCCACCCCACAUAUCUGCCAACAUGUUGAAGUGAACAACUUCCUGAAGAUUGAUGAGAAUCAAAAUGAGGAGGUUGAAAAUGAUCAACUUCCUGAAAGUCCGAUGUGCCUAAAUUCAAGAGGUUCACUGGCUGAGGACACUCAGAUCAAACCCUGUGAUUUUGACUACCUCAAAAUCAUCGGAAAAGGCAGCUUUGGGAAAGUUCUGCUGGCUCGACACAAGGAGUCUGCCAAAUAUUACGCUGUCAAAGUGCUGCAGAAGAAAAUCAUCAUGAAGAAGAAAGAGCAAAAGCAUAUCAUGGCCGAGCGCAGUGUGCUGAUGAAGAACAUCAAGCAUCCUUUCCUCGUGGGGCUGCACUACUCCUUCCAGACUACUGACAAGCUGUACUUUGUGCUCGACUACGUCAACGGCGGAGAGCUGUUCUACCAUCUCCAGAGGGAGCGGAUAUUCCUGGAGCCCAGAGCUCGUUUCUACGCCGCUGAAAUUGCAAGUGCACUUGGCUACCUCCACUCCCUGCACAUUGUGUACAGGGACCUGAAGCCUGAGAACAUCCUGUUAGACUCACAGGGCCACAUCGUCCUCACAGACUUCGGCCUCUGCAAAGAAGGCCUUGAGGCCAAUGGCACAACGACAACCUUCUGCGGGACGCCAGAGUAUUUGGCCCCUGAGGUUCUCCAGAAGCAGGCGUACGACCGCACAGUCGACUGGUGGUGUCUGGGAUCAGUGCUCUACGAGAUGCUCUACGGACUUCCGCCGUUCUACAGUCGCAACACAGCCGAGAUGUACAACAACAUCCUGCACAAGUCUCCUGUGCUCAAGCCCAACGUGUCGAACUCGGGCAGGGAGCUGCUCGAGGGGCUCCUGCAGAAGGACCGCACCAAGAGGCUGGGAGUCAAGGACGACUUUCUUGAACUCAAGUACCAUUCCUUCUUCUCCCCAAUCAACUGGGAGGACCUGAUGGCCAAGAAGAUCACGCCUCCAUUCAUCCCUUCAGUGAGCGGGCCCACAGACCUCCGACACUUCGACCCCGAGUUCACUCACCUGCCCGUGUCCUCCUCUCUGUGCAACGACACCCUGACUGUGACCAGCAGCAUCAAGGAAGCAGCCGGAGCGUUUCCAGGCUUCUCGUACGGGCCUCCAGCAGAACACUCCUUCAUGUGAACGUCCCGGGAACUCACAGGAAAUGGGACACAAGCUCUGGACCGAGAGUCUUAUUUUGACAGAGGGACCACGUCGGAGCAGCCUGUUUUGGGGAGACGUUACAGAGUGUGAUUAAAGGAUUUAACUGACAAACAGACAUGAAUAUACGGGGGGGGGGGACUAGAGGGAUCUUGUGCAUGAAAAAUUGUGCAGAUGAGGACUCUCAUGUUACAUCACAACCGACCCGACUCCUCUGCCUCAAACUUAAAAACAUGUGUGCCAAGUGUGGAUGCACUCUGGGGUCAUGAAACAUCACUGUCACAGCUACGGGUGAAGUGACAUGAAGAGAAGUGCCUGAGGUUCAAAAGGCAGUUUGGACGACGGCGGCAGCAGCGUUGGCAAGAGCCGGCUUUAUCAUAAACCACAAAACCGUUUCACUCGUUUGGACUUUUGACCGGGGCGCUCGCCGUUAAGAUGGAUGCCUUCAUGUAUGUUAAAUUUGUUUCGCAUUGUUAUUCUCAUGUGAAUGCUCAAUUGCACUCGAGGAAACAAGGGUCAAGAAAAGUUCUGCUUUAAGCAUCAGCAACCUUGGAUUAGACAGCUUUAUAUCUUUAAUCUUAUUUCAUAUCUCGGCUUGGGGCAAAGAAAAACUAGCAUUUCAAUAUCUUAAACUAAUAGUGAUACUUGGACCAAACAGUUAACAGUUAUGCUUUAACACACACACUUUUUUUGACCAGUUUGUCCUCAUAAACUGAAGAUCAAAAAUUUACUGUACUGUGUAGAAGAAAGAAGUUACAUCUAUUUUAUUGCAAAACCAAAAAGGUUUUCCUAGUUUUAAUAACUACAACAUUCACGCUUUACUUUUACGACAGCAUCUAUUAUAAACGAGUUAGAACCGUUCAGAUUAAUGUUUCAUGUUUGGAAAUACAUUUUAUUUUUUCCAAUUUAUUUUCAUUUACAGCCAGUGACUGUGUUAAUCUAUAUCUGCUGUUUUAUGAAGGACAUCUCUUAAUGAUGAGGAGUGCGAUAAUAGAGCUCAGCCAGCAAUAACAGGCCCACAUCAAUGAUAGCACAUACUGUAUAUCCUUUUAAAAUUUAAGUGAUUGCUGUUUUAUUGCAAACACUCCAGACAAACUAUAAAAUCUGUGAUUAGAAAUGUUUUUGUAUUUAUGCAUCAUGUAGAGAAGAACUGUGAAUGUCUUGUGCCUGUCCAAGGCGGCCUGAUCCAUAUUUACUGUAUGUACAUAUCUCUUUUCCUGAAACCUCUUUGUCCCUUUUAUAGAAAAUACUCUGUAUAAAAAAGUGCUUCAUGAACUUGAAGAAAGAACCAGCAGGUGGAGCAGGCGCUGGCUUUUCACUGACGUGUUCGGCCACUGGCCCGCUGCAUAACGUGGUUCUGGAAAGUGCAAUAAAAUCGUGUUGAGUCUGAAAGAAUGAUUAUCAUUGUGUCUAUUUUAGCAGUAAGUUGUAAUUUAUAAUCUGAUAUUCAGUAAGUUAUUAAGAGAGGAUCUUCACUCAAACUGAGAUUGUUCAUGACUUUGUUUUGUCCCACUGAGUCUCCACAUUUUAGCAUACAGAGAGUGGAUUUUCAAACCUGCUGAAAAUUUAAAAGAAAAAAGAGAUGAAGGCAACACACAGUUCUAGGUCAUUUUCUUCCAUAUUUGGAAGCAUUACUUUUGUUUUGUAUUUUUUAUGUAUAUUUAUUUUCAUGCCACUGCUACUGUAUAAAGAAGAUAAUUUACAUGAUCAACUGUAAUACUGAACUGUAAUCUGUGUCAGAAAUGGCAAAUAAAUUCUCUAAAUUCAA